This is a messenger RNA of Panicum hallii, 444 nucleotides long. RefSeq names its product dehydration-responsive element-binding protein 1E-like. Bases 1 to 444 code for a protein of 147 amino acids. The record is from RefSeq and is a predicted model, not a curated record. Gene Ontology annotation, molecular function: DNA binding; DNA-binding transcription factor activity. Lineage: Eukaryota; Viridiplantae; Streptophyta; Magnoliopsida; Poales; Poaceae. The transcript has a single exon. Gene Ontology annotation, biological process: regulation of DNA-templated transcription.
AUGGGUUCACGGUCCACCAGAGGCCGAAACGGGGGCGUGCCGCCAGGGAAGUGGUAUGGCGCCCUACGCCAGCAGGUGCAUGGAAGGUGGAUAGCGUAUGUCUACGACCUGAACGGCAAGGUGACGAUAUGGCACAGCUGCUUCAACACAGCCGACGAGGCCAAGCACGCCCUUGACCGGACCGCCCUUGGCCUUCACGGCAAACCCACCGACGUCAACUUCUCCGGGCCAGCAGCGGCGCCGCCGCCGAUGUCCGGGGCUGCGUUGGAAUCUUGGCAACGGGAAGGCGGUGCAGGGUACUCGCACUCAGGGUACAUGCCCUGGCAGAGUGGUGGCAAGCGCGAGACGCAGGGCCCGGAGUACAUAUUCUGGCAGGGUGGUGAGGAGGGCCCUCAGUUUCCAGACUUCCAUUACUGGGAGCAUGGGAAUGGCCGUUCGUGCUAG